Molecule: messenger RNA, 4082 nt
Organism: Branchiostoma floridae (Florida lancelet)
Lineage: Eukaryota; Metazoa; Chordata; Leptocardii; Amphioxiformes; Branchiostomatidae
Product: pre-mRNA-processing factor 40 homolog B-like
Exons: 16
Coding region: 171-3083 (970 amino acids)
Biological process (GO): mRNA cis splicing, via spliceosome
Cellular component (GO): U1 snRNP; U2-type prespliceosome
Molecular function (GO): protein binding; RNA binding
Source: RefSeq, a predicted model, not a curated record
CAGAGGCGCUUUUGCACUGCCCGCCACACCACCGCCAAACCACACUUUGUCGUCACGCGUGCCCUACGAGAGAGCGAGACAGGAGAGAAGAAAGACCGCAUCUCGCCGGGACGCCCAAAACGGUAGAAAGUGCAUCGUUUGGAGGCAGCAGUUGGUGAGUGCAUUACAGGAUGAACAAGCCGCCUGGCGGACCGCAGCCCGGCCAGCCCCCGCCCUUCCCCGGCGGCGGACCCCCGCCCAUGAUGAUGCCACCCUUCGCUGUAAGGCCAACUAGCAUCAUGAUUGGUUCUUAUGAUGUGGCUUUACUAUCCAGACUCAAAAUGCCGCCAGGAAUGGCCCCCCCUCCAGGCUUCCUCCCCCCUCCUGGCAUGGGCCAGAUGCCCCCUCGCACCGUCCCCCCUCCAGGCAUGUCCCAGCCCCCUCCGGGGAUGAGCGUCCCCCCUCCGGGCAUGACCAUGCCCCCCUUCGGCCACCCCCCUCCCAUGCCGGGUAUGCCCAUGAUGCCCCCACCAGGAAUGACCAUGCCCCCCAUGGGAAUGCCGGGGACUCAGGCACAAGCACCAGGCACUACAGCUGCCCCAGCUGUCACAGCGAUGGCAUCUGGAGCUCCAGGUGCGACCACACAGGCCGAUCCAGCUGGCACCAAGGUGUCAGGGUUUGUCUCCGGGUCAGACCAGCCCAUGCAGAGUGCGACAGCUGUCAAUCCACAGGUGGCGUCAGUACAGCAGGAGGGCAUGGCCGGGUCACCUGGGAUGGCCUCACCUGCACAGACGUCAGAGAAGCCCAAAGAUGAGAAGAGCCCGUGGACGGAACACAAGGCGCCUGACGGAAGGACGUACUUCUACAACUCUAAGACCAAACAGUCGACGUGGGAGAAACCCGCGGAGCUGAAGAGUCAUGCCGAGCUGCUGCUGGACUCCUGUCCAUGGAAGGAGUUUAAGGCAGACAGUGGCAAGGUUUACUACUACAACUCCCAAACCAAAGAAUCACGCUGGACCAUCCCCAAAGAGCUGGAGGAGCUCCGCGCCAUGAUCGCUGCACAGGGGCUGGACAAGCUGAAGACCGCAGGAGGGGAUUCUGGGAGCAGCAGUCCCUCGGUGACCACACCCGGACAGGUGCAGCCGCAGGGAACACCUGGGCAGAUGGGCACACCUGGACAGGUGCUGACACCUGGACAAGGUGUGACCACACCUGGGCAAGUCAUAACAGCUGGUCAGCAGGACAUGACGAGCCAGCCUGCAGCUGCGGUGGGGGCACCUGCUGUAGAUACAGCUGCAGUCGCUACACAGCAGGCCGCAGAGGGAACUCCAUCAGAAGCAGACACAGACGACAAGUCUCAGGCUGGUGAGGACGCCACAGACAGCGCUCCUGAGAAGAAGGAGUACGUCUACGCUAACAAGGCCGAGGCUGUGGCUGCCUUCAAGGCACUGCUGAAGGAGAAGGGAGUUGCGUCCAACGCCACGUGGGAACAGGCCAUGAAGAUGAUUGUUAACGACCCUCGCUACGGGGCCCUCAAGAAGCUGAACGAGAAGAAGCAGGCCUUCAACGCCUACAAGACACAGAGAGCUAAGGAGGAGAAGGAGGAGGAGCGGCAGAGGGCCAAGGAGGCGAAGGAGAAGCUGCAAGAGUUCCUGGAGGGUCACGAGAGGAUGACCUCAACUACCAAGUACAGGAAGGCAGAGAGCAUGUUCUGUGACCUACAGGUCUGGCAAGCAGUUCCUGAGAGAGAUCGCAAGGAUCUGUACGAGGACGUCCUCUUCUUCCUGGCAAAGAAGGAGAAGGAGGAUGCCAAGGUCCUGCGCAAACGGAACAUCGCAGCCCUGAAGAACAUCCUGGACAACAUGGCCAACAUCACCUACAAGACCACGUGGUCCGAGGCACAGCAGCACCUCCUGGAUAACCCCACCUUCGCUGAGGACGACGAGCUACAGAACAUGGACAAGGAGGACGCUCUCAUCUGCUUUGAGGAGCACAUCAGAGCCCUGGAGAAGGAGGAGGAAGAGGAGAAGGAACGUCAGCGCGGGCGGGAGAGACGACAGCAGCGGAAGAACCGGGAGGGUUUCCUGGUGCUGCUGGACGAGCUGCACGAGGCGGGACAGCUCCACUCCAUGUCCACCUGGAUGGAGCUGUACUCCAUCAUCAGUGCUGACGUCAGGUUCACCAACAUGUUAGGGCAGCCAGGGUCAACACCCCUGGAUCUUUUCAAGUUCUACGUGGAAGACCUCAAGGCUCGUUUCCACGACGAGAAGAAAAUUAUCAAGGACAUUCUCAAGGACAAAGACUUUGCUGUGGAGGUCAACUCAAGUUUCGAAGACUUUGCGACUGCGAUAAGUUCUGACAAACGUGCGGCCACUCUGGACACAGGAAACAUAAAACUGUCUUACAACAGCCUGAUUGAGAAGGCAGAGGCUAGGGAAAAGGAGAGACAGAAGGAGGAAGCCAGGAAACAACGAAGGAAGGAAGCAGCAUUUAAGAACAUGCUGAAGCAGGCCACACCACCUCUGGAUCCUACCUCAACUUGGGAUGAUGUUAGGGACAGGUUUGUAAACGACGCAGCCUUUGACCAAAUCCUGGUGGAGUCCGAGAGAGCCAGACUCUUCAAGGAGUUCAUCCAGGCCUUGGAGACAGAGUGCAGUCACCACCACUCCAAGUCAUCCUCCAAGAAACAUUCCAAGAAGGCCAAGAAACACCGCAGCAAGAGGUCAAGGUCGCACUCUGCAUCAGAGUCCGAGGAAGAGGAGAGGUCACACAGAAGGUCGUCAAAGAAGAAGAAAAGGUCACGAUCAAGAUCAAGAUCCGAGUCCACAGAUAGGUCAGACUCAGAGGAGAGCCGCAGUAGAUCCAGGAAGCACAAGAAGAAAUCGAAGAAGCGGCGCCACCGGUCACGCUCCUCCGACUCGGAGCAGGAGACCAGAAAGGCGGAGAGGAAGUCGCGAGACAAGUCGGAGUCCCGAGCGAGCCCUCCCCCGUCGGAUUCCAAGAAGGAGAAGACUGGAUGGGAUACAUCAGAGAGCGACCUCAGUGAAGGGGAGCUAGAGAGCCGCAGACGAGCCCUUCUUCAACAGCUAGCAGAUGACCAGUAGUCCAAGAUUCUUUCUUCUAUGUACAUAGUGACAUCCAAAGGGGGCUGGGGAGGGGGGUACAGUCAUGGGCCCAGUAUUGAGCCUUGGGGUACACCAAGUGUAGCAGGGAGGUAAUUUGAUAACACAAGAAUACUUGAAAGUGUGCAGCCACAAAUAUUGAGUUGUAACUGAAGUACUGGAAUUUGUCCUAAAGAUGACAAAACUUGUAAUGUUUAAGUUUGUGGGUUCAUUGUACUCCAUGGUUGCUUCUGUAUGUAGUAUAGGUUAUGAUCUACAAUCAAAACCCUGCCAAAAAUCCUACAGUAUGUCCCAAGAUGAUGUAUGAACAAUGCAAACUGUUUUCAUUGUUUUCUUGUAUACACUUUGUAUAAUGCAGAAUAUUUACAGAUGAACACUUUUGCAACUCAAACACCAUUCACAUGGACCACUGUAGUUGCAGACAUGCAUUAAUCCUCUAUCAGUCUAACCAGGUAACCAAUUCGAAUUAUGGUACCAAACGGCUACCUGAGCCUGAUUUAAUCACACUUUUAGCCCAAUCAUCAGAGAGACAGCAAGAGAUUGAGUAACAAAGGCUAGUGGCUACCUUAGCUGGCUCAAGGUUUGUAGGCAUGUCUGUAGGCUUACUUGUACUGACUGGCAAUAAGCUUGUUCUGUCCACUGUUUAUUGCUUGAGAAAUGUUUGUCUGUAUCUCAUGCUUCAGUCUAAACAUACAAACCAUUGUCAGCAUGUCUUGUAGGAUUUUAACCCUUUUCCUGCUGGCCAUGCUACAGUACAAAUGAGUCCACAGCAUGGAGGUUUAAUGUAAUUUAUCACAUCUUUGUUUCUGAAAACAUUCAUUUUAUGUGUUGAUAAAAUGUGUUGUAGUUACAAAGGCAGAAGAGUAGAAAAUUCAUUACUUUGCAAUUUGUGGGGCCAAGUUGAAAUAUGUUGCCACAACCUGUGUCAUGAUACUAUCUUUUCUACAUUAAAUGUCACUCAGACACAUUUUGAAGAAACUG